CGAACAUUCGUUCCUGGAAAGACAAAUUUGCGCCACGUCCUUGUAUACAACCUGGGAAACGCGCACGGCGCUCGCCACGUCGAGUUGGUGACUGCGACCAUCUUCGCGUGUAUCCGAUCAUCUGUAGCCCUGGAGUGUUCUGAAGCAGUCGUCGUCACAGCCAGUGGCGCGCGUACUCUCUUCGUCGGCCCUUUGUCCCCUUGGGCUUUUCCAACUGACUGUAUAUACAAACCCUGGUCCUGACCAUUUCCAACGUUCGUUUGGUCUUCUUACCAACGGCGAUUGCUCUAGUCCCUCCUCCCUUUGCGCCGUCGUUGCACCUUCACUGAUCACGACUUCUUUCCAACAUUCCAUCUCAUCCGCGACAUUGGAGAAUUUCUUCCUAGCCGGCGCUUGUGCACGAUGCUCCCUUCUCUAGCAUGGACCGGUAUAGCUAUCGCAGCUUAUGGAGUGCCCGCGGUGGCCGCAGCUGCUGUCACCAUCGAUCUGACUGCGAGGCAAACAUUGACCUCGUUUGGUGCUGCAGGUGCUUGGUGGCCAAAUGAUCUAGCCAAUUUUCCCGUCGAGAAACAAGCUGAGCUCGCGGACAUUCUCUUCUCACCGAGCGGCAUCUGGCUUUCCUCCUACCGCUACAAUCUUGGCUCGAAUGGCGGUAGUGACACUCACGACUGCUACCAACCCUAUAGGAAUAUCCAAUCACCCGCGCUGACCAAUGGCACAUACGAUUUCUCUCGAGACCCAGCAGGCCGACGUUUUCUCGAGUAUGCGGCAAACCAUUCUGUUCCAUCUAUCACUUUCUUCCUCAACUCAGCGCCAAGCUUUAUCGCUUCGAACCAGCGAUCAUUCGGAUGGGAUUUCACGGCCAAUGCUACCGAAGCUUUUGCCGACUACAUCGCCAAAGUCUUGUCGCAUUACACAGAUCAGGGUAUCAAGAUCAGCCAUGUCUCGCCAAUGAAUGAACCCGAUUAUUUGCACCCUGCUGGCGAUCAAGAAGGCAUGACCGUUGGUCCGGAGAAGCGCGCCUACAUAUUCGAGGCGAUCAAGCGGAAGCUUUCCACGACAUCAGCCAAGAAUGUCGGUGUCAUCGGAGAUGAGACCAGUCAAGUGAACCAAGCCCGGAACACGUGGUCGCAAUGGUUGCCGAACUCCACCGAGACAGUUGCCGGCCUUGCACUCCAUAACUAUGAUUUCCCUCUUGACAGCGACCUUCGAGCACUGUGGACCGACAUCCAGAGUCUGACCAAGGGCAAAACUUCACCACCGGUCAAGUUCACUGAGGCUUGUUGUGCUACGUCGGCCGGAACUGGUCAGGCAGUCUUUGGCUCCCAGUACGAUCCCGGGAUGACCAAUACAUUAAUUGUCGCCCGUCAAGUCUGGCAGUACCUGACGAUCCUGCAAGCUGAGAGUUUCGACUGGUGGACAGCAGUGUCAUCUCUACCAUGUUCGCCCUCCGUGUUUGGCGACACAUGCUACAAAUCCUUCAACGCGUCCAGCGGCUUCAAUGAUGCCCUCGUCUAUAUCGACGGCGACUACAAUCGCACAGGAGAUUACAAUUUCUACACUACGAAGCGCACCUUCCUGCUGAAACACCUGGCCACAUUCCAUCGCCCAGGCUCCGUGCGCCACGACGUUGACCACACCAAUCUGCCCGACGGUGUCUUCGCCAUUGCAAGCAAAGGCCCUCGUCCCGCCACACAGACGUCCACGUUGGGCAAGGAUGGAUACUGGAACAUUAUGUUCAUGAACAAUGGAACCACGCCACAGACCAUCCAACUGCAGGUGCCCGACAAAGCUAACAUCCUGACUCAAAUCGUGGAGACGACACCGUCCGACGACUGGCGUACGGUGCCGAUCAUUCCCAACGUUCUCUACUUCGGAACAAUCACCGUCACACUUCCAGCGCAAAGCAUACGGACGGUUCGAUUUGCGAAGGGUAUCUGAGGUAUCUGUACAAAAGUUUUCAAUUUGAAUAUUGACAAUCCAAUUGAAAUAUAUUGUGACCACAAUUGAAAAGCAACAUUAAUGGUAGAAAAUAAUUGAUUCACGAUG
Messenger RNA from Dissoconium aciculare CBS 342.82, 2049 nucleotides. Its product is annotated as glycoside hydrolase family 30 protein. The coding region runs from base 403 to 1941 and encodes 512 amino acids. The record is from RefSeq and is a predicted model, not a curated record. Lineage: Eukaryota; Fungi; Ascomycota; Dothideomycetes; Mycosphaerellales; Dissoconiaceae. The transcript has 3 exons. Gene Ontology annotation, molecular function: hydrolase activity, hydrolyzing O-glycosyl compounds.